AUGUCAUAUGUUACUGAGAAGCUUCCCAGCGUGUUGAAUGAUGCAGUGCUAAAGCAUUCUGAACCUGUCCCUGAGGACUUUGUCAAAGUUAAGGGUAUCGAUUAUUCCAACCCGAACGCCAUGGAUAUGAGAGCAAGUGAUUUGAUAAAUGCUAUGAAAACUAUGGGGUUUCAGGCUUCUUCUGUAGGUAAAGCAUGUGAUAUCAUCACGGAGAUGAGAGCAUGGAAGGGUAAACACGUAGAUGAGCUAGAAGAACACGAACGUCAAGGCACCAUCGAUGAUGAUGGUUAUCAAAGAACUACUAUAUUUAUGGGUUAUACUUCAAACUUAAUAUCUUCAGGUUUGCGUGACACUUUAAGGUAUUUAGUUCAACAUAAGAUGGUCAAUGCUGUGGUUGCUACGGCCGGCGGCAUUGAAGAAGAUCUCAUAAAAUGCUUGGCUCCAACAUACGUAGGGGACUUUUCUCUUAAGGGUUCAAUGUUACGUGAGAAAGGGAUGAAUCGUAUUGGCAAUUUGUUGGUGCCAAAUGACAACUAUUGUAAAUUUGAAGAGUGGAUUGUGCCUAUCUUGGAUACCCUAUUACAGGAACAGGAAGCAUAUAUUGCAGAAAAGGGCCAACAGUGUCUUGACGCUAAUACAGAUAUUACAAGCCCCAUCUGGACCCCAUCAAAACUAUGUGAUCGUUUCGGUAAAGAGAUUAAUGAUGAAUCCAGUGUAUUAUAUUGGGCUCACAAAAACAAAAUCCCCGUCUUCUGUCCCGCUCUUACUGAUGGUUCGAUUGGUGAUAUGCUUUUCUUCCACACAUUCAAAUCCUCUCCACAACAGCUCAGGUUGGACAUCGUUGCUGAUAUUCGCCGGAUCAACACCAUGGCUAUGCAGGCCUCAAAGGCUGGUAUGAUUAUUCUAGGUGGUGGUUUAAUUAAACACCAUAUUGCCAAUGCAUGUUUGAUGAGAAAUGGUGCAGAAUACGCAGUCUACAUCAAUACUGGUCAAGAGUUCGAUGGUUCGGACGCUGGUGCAAAUCCAGACGAAGCCGUUUCCUGGGGUAAGAUCAAAGCAGAAGCAAAAUCUGUUAAGGUUUGUGCAGAUGCUACAGUUGUCUUUCCUUUACUUGUUGCCGCGACCUUUGCGAAGGGUCAGGAAACUCAAAAUGACAGCAUGAUAUGCGAAUGA
Molecule: messenger RNA, 1173 nt
Organism: Eremothecium cymbalariae DBVPG#7215
Lineage: Eukaryota; Fungi; Ascomycota; Saccharomycetes; Saccharomycetales; Saccharomycetaceae
Gene: DYS1
Product: deoxyhypusine synthase
Exons: 1
Coding region: 1-1173 (390 amino acids)
Biological process (GO): peptidyl-hypusine biosynthetic process
Cellular component (GO): cytoplasm
Molecular function (GO): deoxyhypusine synthase activity
Source: RefSeq, a predicted model, not a curated record